CGAUCUCACAUUCCAUCUUCUACCCUGAUGCCCUUGCUCCUCGAUCUCUGCUGCCUGUGGUAUUUUGCAUCUUCUCAAUAGCAAGCUGGCUCUGUGUGCUACCUCGGAUAAAGUGCACCGGGGACACCUUUAGUUCUACCAUCUCCUCUCCGCUUCCACAACGCCUCUGCUUGUCAGUGUGUAACAACCGUCCGUGGUUCUUAUCCAGUCAUUGGCACGAGAGUGGAUUUCUGAUGCCUCUCGUCUCCAGAAUCAAAGGAAACCCCGUCUAAAAGACCUGUUGUGGCCCGCCCUCUCCGCGUUUUAUUUCUACUCAGAUCUUGGCAUUCUGGCAACUGCCUGGCUAUACCAUUUCACGUUCUUAUCGUUAUCGACCGGUGGAAAGUCGUUAUCGUUGCAACUCGUACCGUCCUGCCCGAAUAGAAACAGCCUGCCAGGGUUCCACCGGGCUUAGCGCACCUGUGCCGGUUUUUCUAAUAUUUUCUUCGAUUUCUUUUUUUCUUCUUCAAUUUGCCCUGCUCCUGCUAGCAAGGCAUUUAUUUUAUCGGAGGACUAGGCAAUUGGGUGACUUCGCGUCAGAAUUUCAGCAAAAAUGGCGGGAAAAAUGAAGCUGUACAAGCUAGUGGUGUUGGGAGAUGGAGGUGUAGGCAAGACCGCCCUUACUAUUCAGCUGUGCUUAAACCAUUUCGUUGAGACAUACGAUCCUACCAUUGAAGAUUCUUAUCGCAAGCAAGUUGUUAUCGACCAACAGGCAUGCAUGCUGGAAGUGCUGGAUACUGCGGGACAGGAAGAAUACACUGCCUUGAGGGACCAGUGGAUUAGGGAUGGCGAGGGUUUUGUCCUGGUCUAUAGCAUUACGUCACGAUCUUCGUUCACCCGGAUACAAAAAUUUCACCAUCAGAUUCAACUUGUCAAAGAAUCCGCGAGCUCUGGAUCACCAACAGGCGCCAGCUAUCUCGGUUCUCCCAUAACCGCCCCGUCUCCCGGGAUGAAAGUUCCGGUAAUGCUGGUGGGGAAUAAAAGCGACAAGGCUAUCGAACGAGCGGUUUCUUCACAAGAAGGCUCCGCGCUGGCUAAGGAGCUUGGAUGCGAUUUCGUCGAAGCUUCAGCUAAAAACUGCAUCAAUGUUGAGAAAGCAUUUUAUGAUGUAGUUCGCCUGCUCAGGCAGCAACGGCAGCAACAAGGCGUUCGACAACCACUUAAUAGAGCGCCUGGUACUCAGCGGGGGGAGAACGGGCCAGACCACCCUGCAAGAUUCCGAAACGAUCGGCAAAGAGGACAUGGCCGCGGAAUAAAAUGCCUAAUCCUCUGAAGCAAGAAAUGGGAAGGGAAAAAAAAAAUCAAAAACAAAGGAAUCAGAAAUCCAGGAAACCAUGUCCACAAAAAGCGAUGCAUGACGGAAUUACCAAAAAAGAGAGGAAUGGUGGGAAAAAGCCGAUAGCUGGGAUUUUCUACUGCCCGUUUCAACCAUUGCUGCGUGGGUGGGUGGAUUGCGUUGAAUGCAGACGCACGUAUACUACUUUAUUUUUCCACGCUUUACGGCUAUGUUUAACCCCUUGUUUAUCUUCUACAUGCUCCAUUUAAUAUUUUGC
Messenger RNA from Histoplasma capsulatum G186AR, 1592 nucleotides. RefSeq lists its product as uncharacterized. The record is from RefSeq and is a predicted model, not a curated record. The transcript is spliced from 3 exons. Gene Ontology annotation, molecular function: GDP binding; GTP binding; GTPase activity. The coding region runs from base 593 to 1312 and encodes 239 amino acids. Gene Ontology annotation, biological process: signal transduction. NCBI's taxonomy places the organism in Eukaryota, Fungi, Ascomycota, Eurotiomycetes, Onygenales, Ajellomycetaceae. Gene Ontology annotation, cellular component: plasma membrane.